CAAAGACUGCAAAACACAAUGUUCAUAAACAAGUCUGAACCUCCGUACAGUACACAGGAACAAAAGUACUGAGAUGUAAGACUUCGCAUACAACUUCUCAGCAAAAUCCCUACUUUCCUCUUUUCAGAGCUAUUCGUGUGACCGAACGAAGACGGGGAGGAAAUAAUUGCAAUAAUGAUUAGGAAAUUAUUUGCCCACCUGCUCGGCACCCCCGAUGAGAAUGACAUAAACACCUGCGACAUCACCGAGGAGACUGAAAGUUUUGAUGACCUGUUAGAGUUUGAGGAGGGAGACUGGGUGAUCAUCGAUAUUCAUGAGGGGCAGGCCCUGGCUCCUCCGCAGGUCGAUCCCCUGGAGAACCUGCUGAUCGAGCACCCCAGCAUGUCAGUGUACAAGCGGAGAUGCCAGCGAAACGAGGAUGGCCUCGGGUCUGAGGAAGAGGAGGAGGAUGAAGAGGAAGAGGAUUCUGCUGUGCCUGUGCCGGUCAGGCGUCCCAUCCCGUGGAGGAUGACGGCAUGGGGCAGCAUCCUGGUGAGCGACAGCCACUUCCACACUUUGCAGACUGCCAGGGCACACACGGAGCGCAGGAAGCUGUCCCGCAGCGCCCUCUGCAGGCAGAACCUGGUCAAGACACGCUUCUAUGCUGCCGGGAAACGCUACGGCUACUUCAAGCAGCCCUGCCAGCGCCUCUACAACUACUGAAUCCCCGCCCACCAGCCCUCUGAGUGCCUCUGGGCAUGUUGACAUUAAUGGUAAUGACAAUGUUUACCUGCGAGUCACCUGCCUUCAUUCAGUGUUUGCUUGAUACUGGUGCCACAAAGCCAUUCAUUAGUAAUCCAAGCAAAGCACAAGGCACAACACAAACAGAUCUUUGACAAGCUUAGGCAACAGUAGUUGCAUAGCAGUAGUAUGCCAGCAACCACAUCUGCACUCAGUUUCAGCAUUCAUUUAAGUUUUUCAGUGUAAACUACCAUGCUAACUGCCUUUAAGCCAGUUUAGUUGGCUUACUGUUUUUAGUGCUGUGUUUACUUAAUAAAAUUGUGGUGUGUGUUUUAUGGUUUAUAGAAUAGUGGCAUGAGUGGAAUUUAUUUUUGCUUUUAUGGUAUAAGAAUGUUUUGUAUUGUAUGUUGUUGGAUACUGUUAUCUUAAUAUUAUAGUAUGCAGACAUUGUUACAUAAUUAUGUCUUAUAAGAAUCACAUGUGUGAAUUUUAAAAACAUACCUGACCUAUGCAGUGUUAAUAUAUGACAUUUCACUGUGUAAUGAAACCACUAUGGCUCCUUUCAGCAUGCUGCAGUUAUUUUUAUAUUGUAUGCUUGUUUUGCCUUCAGGAACAAAUUAAUAGUAUGUAAGGAAUACCUGAGACUGGUAAAUUAUGUUAACAAUGACAAUUUUUUUACUGUAACACUGAAAUUGAUACCACUAUUUAUAUUCAUAUGACUGUUUCCAUUGCUACACAUGAAUCCAUGUUUUUGCUUAUAGAAAUGCAGUUUGUAAAUAUUACUAUACGGUUCAGAUUUUUGUAUUUUCAGAGCGUAUAUUUCUUAAAUACCCAUAAAAAAGACAGAAUAAAUGUGUUUUGCACAUCAA
Megalops cyprinoides (Indo-Pacific tarpon) is the source of this 1589-nucleotide messenger RNA. RefSeq lists its product as uncharacterized. Gene Ontology annotation, biological process: autophagosome assembly; positive regulation of DNA-templated transcription. The transcript has 4 exons. NCBI's taxonomy places the organism in Eukaryota, Metazoa, Chordata, Actinopteri, Elopiformes, Megalopidae. The record is from RefSeq and is a predicted model, not a curated record. Bases 175 to 702 code for a protein of 175 amino acids. Gene Ontology annotation, cellular component: autophagosome; nucleus.